This is a messenger RNA of Symbiodinium natans, 597 nucleotides long. The record is from the annotation of a GenBank genome assembly. NCBI's taxonomy places the organism in Eukaryota, Dinophyceae, Suessiales, Symbiodiniaceae.
AUGUGGCCGUGGCUGCCACCGGGCAUUGGCCCGAACGUGCCUGGGCAGACGCUCACACGUCCGAGCCAGCCGAGCCAAAACGUUGGGCAAGGAGCGCGACCCAUCCCGCGCCGAGUUGGUGGGGCCUUGAUAGGGCUCGGGGUCUGCCUGGCGCCACGGCGCAGUUCCGCGAAGGCGAUGCGAUCGAGCCGCGAAGUGGAGCGCAAGAAGCUGGAGGACGGAUCGGAGGUGGUCAGGCUGGCCUCGGGCGUGCAGUACGUCGAUCUCCGCGUGGGUGGCGGGGAGGUCCCUGAGCUCGGCGACGUCGUCCUCGCGCAUGUAAAAGGAUAUCUGAUGGAGAAGGAUGACCCGGUCUUUGUGGACACCUACUCUGACGGCAGACCCCUGGUCUUCUCACUUGGCACCGAGCCGCAGGGCCUUACAGAGGGGCUCUCUGAAGCCUUGGCCACGAUGAAGCUGGGAUCCGUCCGAGUCGUGCAGGUGCCCUCCUACCUUGGGUAUCCCGACGGCCUUGCACGUGCUGGCGUGAAGCCACCUUUGCGGCUGCCCAUUCCUCGCAAGGAAGGGCUGCGUUAUGAAGUGGAGCUCCUUCGCUGU